UUUCCUUACGAGAAUUCAAAAACCCACCAACAACAUUAAUCUACCAUUAACCAUAACGCCAAAAGAUGGAAGCUUUCCUCAAAUUUAAGACAAGAUUUUAAUUACCCUCCAUCUCCAAUCUCUCGCAUCACUCCACUCCAUCCAUCAUAUAGAGAGAGAGAAGGUGAGUGUGUUGUGUUGGGAGUGCGAUUGUAAGAGAGAGAGAGAGAGAGAGAGAGAGCUCAAAUCAGUUGAUUUCUGUCAUCAUCAUCAUUUGCAAUGAUGCAUUGGUUUUUUGGGUAAUGAGCUAAAAGAGCAAACGGAAUUAGAAGAAAGACCAGAAGAAGAAGACAAGGAAGGAGCAAAAGCGGGAAAGGAAAAGAGAAAAAACAAAUGUUCUGCGGGAGAAGUUCAAGGUGUUCAGAUGAUAAUAGGAAGGGAUCUGUACCGGUGUUCCUCAACGUGUAUGACCUCACACCCAUUAAUGGCUACACUUAUUGGGUAGGCUUGGGAGUUUACCAUUCUGGUGUUCAAGUUCACAAUGUGGAGUACGCAUUUGGGGCACAUGAGUAUCCAACGACUGGGAUCUUCGAAGGCGUUCCAACAAAAUGCGAUGGCUUCACAUUCAGGAAGUCGAUUCUGAUUGGGAAAACAAAUUUGGGGCCAGGGGAGGUAAGGAAAGUGAUGGAGGAUUUGGCUCCAGAAUACAAAGGCAAUGCUUACAAUCUCAUCACCAAGAACUGCAACCAUUUCUGCAAUGCUGCUUGCCUUAAACUCACCUCCAAUCCCAUCCCCAGCUGGGUCAAUCGCCUUGCCAGAAUUGGUAAUGAUUCCCCCAAAGAAGUCUCUUGUGGGUUGCCUCUUUGCUAAAUGGUUACGGAUCUUUGGGGUAGCUAAUAAUUCAUCCAUAUAAGCUAAUCAUAGGCUCAGUGUCCUUUCAUAAAUUUGGAUGGAAAAUUGGACAGAGAUGGAUAAACCAAGUGUUGCGUUUGUUAUUCCAAACUCCACUGACAAGUCUAUUAGAAAUAUGACCUAUUUAUUAGUAACCCUGAUGAUCAGUGACGGUUUCUGUGUAUUCCACCUUGUUUUUCUCAUUGCAUUGGUAUUCCAGAGAACUGAAUGCUCCUUUGUAAUGUUUUGACUUUCAGGAUUCCUGUGCAAUUGUGUUCUUCCUGCACACUUAUGCUCAACCAAAGUUAGGCAUGACGACAGCAAGGUAGAGGACAAGCCUUGUGAAGUAAUAGUAGUAGAAGAGAAGAGACUGAGAGAUGGGUGUGAUCAUCAUGACUUCACAUCAUCUUCAUCUACUACUUUCUCAAAUUCAAAUUCAACUUCAACUUCAACAUCAUCUUCAGCAUCUUCUCCGGCUACCAGUACUACUGGAGUUCAUCAAGUUCGCGGCAGGAGUAGAACUAGAACUAGACGGCGUGCUUUCCCCCCUUGUUCCCCGUUGAUCUCUUCACCUCCAUCAAUUUCAUGAUCAUGCUGAUCAGACCAUUUUUUAUGAACAAACUGUUUCUUCUUGACAAAGUCUGGUAAAAUUUUCUAUGGAAUGGAGAUUUCUUCUUUGGAAGGAAGAUCCAUAUGGGCAGAAGAGCUGGCUGAUGAAGGUGAUGGUGAUUUCCAUCUCUUUGACUAAGAAAAGGACACUCUUAUCUAUCACCAUAUUCCUUAUGUAUCUGUAUAUCAGUUGCUUUCUUCUUCCCUUUGAGGAUUAAUUCCGAGCAGGGUCCCUAAGCUUUGGUACUUUUCUCAAUCGAGCCGCUAAGCUUCGUUUUGUUUCCCUGUAACAGGCCCUUUGAACUUUAGAGGCCAAAAUCAAUCAUAGUCCAUGUCUUUUUUGCUUUGCCAAAGCAUUAUCCCUGCCU
This is a messenger RNA of Linum tenue, 1847 nucleotides long. NCBI's taxonomy places the organism in Eukaryota, Viridiplantae, Streptophyta, Magnoliopsida, Malpighiales, Linaceae. The record is from the annotation of a GenBank genome assembly.